Messenger RNA from Hevea brasiliensis (rubber tree), 2350 nucleotides. RefSeq names its product sulfate transporter 3.1. Gene Ontology annotation, cellular component: membrane. Gene Ontology annotation, biological process: transmembrane transport. The record is from RefSeq and is a predicted model, not a curated record. The coding region runs from base 223 to 2172 and encodes 649 amino acids. NCBI's taxonomy places the organism in Eukaryota, Viridiplantae, Streptophyta, Magnoliopsida, Malpighiales, Euphorbiaceae. The transcript has 12 exons. Gene Ontology annotation, molecular function: secondary active sulfate transmembrane transporter activity.
GCUAACUUUAACUUCUCAAUACUUGCAAGUUCCGCUCAUCUCUUGCAUUACAUCUUUCUACACCUAGCUACUACAUACUUCCUCCAUUGUCGCCGAGCCUUGCCCACUAGUAGCAUUGCCCCUACGCAAACUACAUCAUUAUGGUCAAAUAAUUUCAAGCAUUAAUUUACGUUCUAGCUACCUUAAUUAUAAUUAACAUUUCUGAUUAAUUACCAGACGUCAAUGGGUAACGCCGAUUUCGAAUGCCCACAUCCUGUUGCAAUUCCUCCGACAAAACCAUUUCUGAAGUCGCUAACAUCAGGUCUCAAGGAGACCCUUUUCCCUGAUGAUCCAUUUAGGCAAUUCAAGAACCAGUCUGCAUCUAGGAAGUUCAUUUUAGGAUUGCAGUAUUUUGUGCCAAUCCUGGAAUGGGCUCCUCGUUACACCUUCGCCUUCUUCAGAGCUGAUGUUAUUGCUGGAAUUACUAUUGCCAGUCUCGCUGUUCCUCAAGGGAUAAGUUACGCAAAUCUUGCAAACUUGCCUCCAAUUGUUGGCCUAUAUUCAAGCUUUGUCCCACCAUUAGUAUAUGCCAUAUUGGGCAGCUCAAGAGAUUUGGCAGUAGGAACUGUUGCUGUGGCAUCACUUCUUAUAUCUUCCAUGUUAGGGAAGGAGGUUAACCCUAAUGAGGACCCUAAGCACUAUGUUCAGUUGGCCUUAACUGCUACUUUCUUUGCUGGAGUUUUCCAAUCUUCUCUUGGCUUUUUAAGACUAGGGUUUAUCGUGGACUUUUUGUCUCAUGCAACAAUUGUGGGCUUCAUGGGUGGAGCAGCCACGGUUGUUUGUCUUCAGCAAUUGAAAGGGAUUCUUGGGUUGAUUCAUUUCACUCAUAGGACUGAUCUUGUAUCAGUUAUGCGCUCAAUCUUUAGCCAAACACACCAGUGGAGAUGGGAAAGUGGAGCCUUGGGUUGUUGUUUUCUCUUCUUCCUAAUUCUAACUAGACACUAUAGCAAGAGAAAGCCAUGCUUCUUCUGGAUAAAUGCUAUGGCACCUCUGACAUCUGUUGUUCUAGGAAGUGUCCUUGUCUAUCUGACCCACGCUGAGAAACAUGGCGUUCAAGUGAUUGGGCACCUCAAGAAAGGGUUGAACCCACCAUCUAUAUCUGAAUUGGCUUUUGGGUCCCCACAUCUGAUGACUGCUAUUAGAACUGGAAUAAUAAUUGGUGUCAUAGCUCUUGCUGAAGGAGUGGCUGUUGGGAGGAGUUUUGCCAUGUUCAAGAACUAUCACAUUGAUGGAAACAAAGAGAUGAUCGCUUUUGGGAUGAUGAAUAUUGCAGGUUCAUGCACUUCCUGUUACCUAACCUCAGGACCAUUCUCGCGAACUGCAGUGAACUUUAAUGCAGGAUGCAAGACUGCAGUGUCUAACAUAGUAAUGGCAACAGCAGUAAUGAUAACAUUGUUAUUUCUAACCCCAUUGUUCCAUUACACUCCCCUGGUGGUGCUUUCCUCUAUUAUCAUUGCUGCUAUGCUCGGCCUAAUUGACUAUGAAGCUGCUAUUCACCUCUGGAAAGUCGACAAGUUUGACUUUGUUGUUUGCAUCAGUGCCUACAUUGGUGUUGUCAUUGGAAGUGUCGAAAUUGGCCUAGUCAUUGCUGUCAUAAUUUCCUUGCUGAGGAUGCUCCUAUUUGUAGCAAGGCCAAGGACCUUUCUCCUUGGCAACAUUCCCAAUUCCAUGAUUUAUAGAAGCGUGGAUCAAUAUCCGACAGCUAACAAUGUUCCUGGAGUUCUCAUUCUUCAGAUUGAUGCACCCAUCUACUUUGCCAAUGCAAACUACUUAAGGGAAAGGAUUUCAAGAUGGAUUUAUGAGGAGCAAGACAGGCUAAUAUCCACAGGAGAACCCACUUUACAAUAUGUGAUACUAGAUAUGAGUGCUAUUGGCAGCAUAGAUACAAGUGGGAUCAGCAUGCUCGAAGAAGUUAAUAAGAACACUGACAGAAGAGGUCUUAAGCUGGUACUGGCAAACCCACGAAGUGAAGUGAUUAAGAAGAUGGAAAAAACAAAGUUCAUCGGAAAAAUUGGUCAGGAAUGUAUCUAUCUUACCGUGGGUGAGGCUGUAGCAGCAUGCAACUUCAUGCUACAUACCUGCAAAUCGAAUAGAGUUACAGUUCAAGAAUUUGAUGCACAAGAUAAUGUGUGAUAUGUAAAAUGGAAGAAAAGAGUGGCAAGUUUAAUUUGAUGCUUAACAGGGUCCAACCACAGUUCAGCGGUGGUGAUCCUCCCCCUACCCCACAACAAAAAGUGAAGCAGCAUUUCAUACAUCAAAUAUAAUAUUGAGUUGAGUGCUUCAUUUCUUAAAUCUAAAAGCAUACAUUGUU